GGCGCGCGGCCCCGGGGGCUCCCCUUUUUGUGUGUGCGCUCGGCGGCGGGAUGGAGGAGCUGAGCAGCGUCGGGGAGCAGGUCUUCGCCGCCGAGUGCAUCCUCAGCAAGAGGCUCCGCAAGGGCAAGCUGGAGUACCUGGUCAAGUGGCGAGGAUGGUCCUCCAAACACAACAGCUGGGAGCCUGAGGAAAAUAUUCUGGAUCCCAGACUGCUCCUCGCCUUCCAGAAGAAGGAGCACGAGAAGGAGGCGCAGAGCCGCAAGAGGGGUAAGCGACCCCGGGGAAGACCGAGGAAGCACGUGGUGCUGGCAGGCUGCGGCCGGCGUUCCAAUAUCAAGGAGCCGGAAGAAUCCAAAUCCAAAUCCAGCAGCUCCUCGUCGUCCUCCACGUCCUCCUCUUCCUCCUCCUCCGACGAAGAGGAUGACAGCGACUUAGAGGCCAAGAGGAGCCCCCGGGGCCGGGAGACCCACCCGGUGCCCCAGAAGAAGGCGCAGAUCCUGGUGGCCAAGCCGGAGUCAAAGGAUGCCUUGCGUCAGAAGCGGGGCCGGAAGCCCCUGCCCCCGGAGCAGAAGGUGGCCCGGAGGCCCGUGAGCCUGGCAAAGGUCCUGAAAACGGGGCGCAAGGAGCUGGGGGCUGGGGGCAAGAUGGCGGGCAAGCUCCCUCCCCCUCUCACCACCCCCGCCGUGGCCGGACUGGUGGCCCUCAAGGCCCACACCAAGGAGGGCCCCGGUGGGCCCGGCGGCACCACCACAGAGAACCUGGCCAACCUGAUGAAGGGUGUGGCCGGGAGCCCCAGCCGGGGGGGCAUCAGCUGGCAGAGCUCCAUCGUGCACUACAUGAACCGGAUGUCUCAGAGCCAGAUGGAGGCGGCCAGCAGGCUGGCCCUCAAGGCCCAGGCUGCGGCGGGCAAGGGGCUGGACCUGAAAGCCAGAGGCCAGAGAGGCGAGCCGAGCCCGGGGGGCACCAAGCCCGCCAGGGGGCCCGCCAGCGGGGCUGGGGCCGCGGGCCUGUCCAACGGGGGCAAGGUCCCGCCCGGAUCCCCCGGCCCCCAGCCCCCGGCUUCCAACCAGGAGCUGAACCUGCAGGCCUUGAACUUGCAGAGCGUCAAGAACGGCCCGGGGGGCGGCGGGGACCUCCCCCGGCCAGCCGGUGCCCGGGCGGCCAACACCACCGGCCCCUCGGCUGGCAAGGGCGGGACCGGGGCGCUCCCAGAUGCCGGCAAGGGCGAGAAGCCGCGGGGCGCGGGUCCCGCCCCACCUGGGGGCAAGAGGGACGAGGGCGCCGAGGGCCGGAAGCCGGCGGCCCCGUCUGAGCCGAGCACUGGCUCGGAGAGCAGCGCCUCGGACUCGGACCGGGACUCCGCCUCCUUCCCCGGCCCCGGCCCCGGCCCAAACCUGUCCGUCUCCGUCCAGACCAGCCAGGACUGGAAACCUCCCCGCAGCCUGAUCGAGCACGUCUUCGUCACGGACGUGACCGCCAACCUCAUCACCGUCACCGUCAAGGAAUCGCCCACCAGCGUCGGCUUCUUUAACCUGAGACACUGCUGAAGGCGGGGCGGGGGCCUCCACCGCCCCUUCCCACCCCCCGGCCACCCCUUCCCCUGUCUAGUCUCUUUAUCGAGCGCCCUGCUGGAGAAAGGGUAAGACUGGGCACGGGUGGAUUUGACCUCAGCGCCCUGUCUUCUGCCCCCUGCCCAGCAGCUGGUUCGCUGGGAAACUCCCGUUCAAACGCCACGGGGACCACAAGAUACCUAAAAGUUGACAACACGAUCCAUGCUCCCGGGGGUCCACAGAGCCCCGAACUGGUCGACCGGUUCCGGGAGGGGACCGCCAAGCCUCAAACUCUUUGGCCGUCCCCACGUCGGACCCAUACGACCGGGCUGCCGGUCUCUGACCCCACCGCCGAGGUCUGUGGAAAGACGGGAUGGGGAAAGCCUACCCAAGGGCCAGGCCACUCAGAGAUAACACUUACAUUGCUUUGCGAUG
Ornithorhynchus anatinus (platypus) is the source of this 1985-nucleotide messenger RNA. It is a transcript of the gene CBX2, whose product is annotated as chromobox 2. Gene Ontology annotation, cellular component: heterochromatin; PRC1 complex. The transcript has 5 exons. The record is from RefSeq and is a predicted model, not a curated record. Lineage: Eukaryota; Metazoa; Chordata; Mammalia; Monotremata; Ornithorhynchidae. The coding region runs from base 51 to 1547 and encodes 498 amino acids. Gene Ontology annotation, biological process: negative regulation of transcription by RNA polymerase II.